Messenger RNA from Acanthaster planci (crown-of-thorns starfish), 5701 nucleotides. RefSeq lists its product as uncharacterized. The record is from RefSeq and is a predicted model, not a curated record. Lineage: Eukaryota; Metazoa; Echinodermata; Asteroidea; Valvatida; Acanthasteridae.
CAGCUUAUUUGUUGCACCGUCUACGUGAUACGACUUCGGGAAUAUUUGGUCUUGAAAUAUAAGCUGGAAAUUCCCAUUCUUGAGAUCAUUGCGCAGCAGUGGUGAUUGUACUUGAACAUGCAAUAAUCGGUGGCUCAUUGGGUGUUGGAAGAAGAGGGCCACCAGAAGCUGCCUAUGAUUGUUCUUCCGGCGAGCUGCAUGUAUCGUUGAAAGCUGCUCAUAAGCCAAAUGCACUGUGCACAUUCGUUAACACGAAGUGGACUAGAAACUUCACGAAUUACCAAGAACCAAUGCAGGGAUUGUCUCGAUUCAAAAAUGGACCCUUCAGAGCUUUUUGAGAGGGCUCUUCUAGUGCAGAACCUGAGGUCUGUUGAGGAAUUUCGUCGGUUGUCGGAGGACCAACAGCGAGACAAACUGAUCAUUCACUUCCAAAAUAGGGGAAUAAACCAUGGCGGAGAUAUCAAGGAUGUGAUUUACCCUCUGAACUCCGCAAAGAACAGCGCUAUCGUGAUUUUUGAAGAAGCAAAAGAUCGAGAGUCUGCAGUUCAGCACAAGCAUGUGUUUCAUUCUCAGCCAUUAGAAGUCUGCAGGCUUCCACUUGUGUUUACAUCAAUUGAGGCAAAGAUCGACCCUCUCUAUUUAUCUCUCAUGCCUCGUGAAGCUGCAUACACAUUUCCAUCGAGACUUCAAAACAUUGCCGGCGUUGAAGUGAAUCCUAAUAACCUCAGUGAGAUUCGUUGUUCACACCUGACACAGUUGGAUAAUGUGGCGAGGGAAGUUUUUUGGCAAAUUUUCCAACACAAGAUGGCUGUUGGUAAUGAGUUCCAAGCUGCCAGUGCAUCCAUUGUCACCCAUGAGCCAACCUAUUACCAGCACAGAGGUCUUGAUGGAUUUAGAGGUGCAUCUGGGAAUCAUGGAGAAGUCUCUGAACGCGAAAUGUUCAACACUGCUGACCCCAACCCCUCUUCAAAGCAAACGGAAGAUCCUGAAGAGUUUUUUAAUGCUGAAUCUAUUUCCAAUCCUCACAUGCCGACAGUUGAUGGUAAUGGUGAUAGAGAUAAACAAUUCAAUUCUCCAUCGGCGCUAAAAACAAAAGAGGGUCAAAAAGAGGACGUAGGCGAUGAGGUGAAAAGUGGCCAAGACAUCGGCGUGAUAGUUGAUAAAUACAAAUACAAGUACUUGCAGUCAUUUCAAGAAAAAGACUUAAACGAGUUGUCAAAACAAUAUAACGUAAAGUUUAAAGUCAGCCUAAAGAAAAAAGAAGAUAGUCCCAAGGUGUUCGUUGUUGCUUCAGAUUCAAAAGGUCUGCGUCAUGUACAGCAGGCGACAGAUGAAUUUAUUUCCUUUUAUCAAAAGGCCUCCUAUGAUGUUCAGCGGAAAACUAUCGAUUGCUCUACAGCACCUUCCAAAAGCGUAGACGAAGCUGUAAAGCAGACGCAGAAACUCUUCAAGAGCGACACUCUUAUCAUCAAGGAUGAUGGAUUUCCCUCAAACCGAAUCAUACUCAGACGUGGUGAUGUCGAGGAAGUUGCUCGACGUUUCCGUGAGAUUGCUGGCAUUAAGUCGAGAAGAAAGUUGCUGACCACUGCAGCAAACAGGGCAGGUAGUGAAGAUGACCUUAAGGGUAAAGCAGAACCACAGAUGACUGGUGCCCAAUUCCUUAGAAGUCCCAUUAAAAAUGAGAUGUUGACUGAACUACAACAUUUGCCGUCAGCUUCUCAACACUCACCUUUCCACGGUACUGCAAACCCCCCGGUAGACACGCGUGCUGAUCUUAUGAAGUUUGUAACCAAUGAGGGGUUGAAUAUUCUGGUUCUGGAGGGAGACAUCACAAAGCAAGACGUGCUUGCCAUUGUUAAUCCUUCUACUGUGAAUCUUCAAAAUACAGGCGGUGUGGCAAAGGCAAUAGUUCUUGCUGCUGGGCCUGAACUGGAGAGGGUGUGUUGGGAAUUCCGUCAAAAAAGGCAUUUGAAGGUGACAGAAUGUGAAACCACACCGGGAUUCAACCUUAAAUGCAGUAUCAUUCAUGCUGCAGGCCCCAUCUCAAGACACCAGAGUUUCACUUCUGAGCUAUACUUGACAUUCCUGAACUGUUUACACGAAGCAGAGAAGCAUAAGUUCUCCUCUUUAGCGAUACCCCUUGUAGGCUCAGGCUCUGCAGGUGCACAAAAGAAAGUGUGCGCUGAUGUUCUGGUUCAAGCCCUGCUUGAUUUCAGUGGCGAGCCCUCCAAACCCAAAGUUGUCAGCAUUGUCUUGUUGGUGAACAUAGACAGGGAGUCCACUGCAGAAAUUUAUCACUCCCUGCAGACAGCAUUUAAUGCUCAACAUAAGGCAGGGAUACUGAGCCGUGCCCCCACUGGACCUGGUCCGUCACACUUCGCGUCCUUAGACAUGAGAGGGCCAGGAUUGGCUUAUCAAAUGCAGGGAACACCAUUAGGAACCCAAAUUGAUUCAUGUCAAACUGAUGAGUACAACAAAGAUUGGCCCAAACCGGGCGAGUCACGUGAGCUUGGAAAGCAAGAUCAGCAAGGCAUUGGGGGAAGUGAUUCAAAAGAGGCCUAUGGAAACAGAAAACCAUCUCAGGAUGCCAGGCCUGCAGGCAAAGCAACUGGGGCCGACUCUGCUCCUGCUAGACCCUCAGAUACGAAAGUCGAUAGUUCUGCUGAUGGCAAGAACGGUGGAUGCCCUAUCUGCUUGGCAGAUGAAAUGAAAGAUGAAGUGGCGCUGAUGUGCAAGCAUCGAUUUUGUAAAGGCUGCAUUGAAGAAGCAUUCAAGAGAAGCUACAAAUGUCCUAUUUGCCAAGCAGUGUGUCGACCACCAAAAGGAAAUCAGCCACCUGGUGGAACGAUGAGACACACUACUGACCAGUACAUGCACCUCCCUGGUCACGAAAACCACGGAGUUAUAACCAUACACUACUCCAUUCCGCGUGGCACACAAUCAGCUGAUCAUCCUAACCCUGGAAGGUAUUUCACUGGCACCAGCAGAACUGCAUACUUACCUGACAACCCAGAAGGAAGGGAGGUGUUACGCCUUCUACAGAAAGCAUUUGACGCAGGACUUGUAUUCACUGUGGGACAGUCGAACACCACUGGUUUCAGUGAUACGGUGACCUGGAAUGACAUUCAUCAUAAAACCUGCCAAUCUGGCGGACCAUCCAACUUUGGCUACCCUGACCCCGGAUAUCUGAAGAGAGUAAAGGAAGAAUUGUCAGCAAAGGGUAUCGCAUGAAUCACGUGAAGUGGGCGGAUCACUUAGUUCUCUCACAGUUGCACUGCAACAUAGGGAAUAGAGUUGAAACGAUUAUGUUACAUUAUAAAGUUGUAUUAGACAGCGUCUUAAUUGUCGACAAAUACCGUAGUUUCCUCUUAGCAGUGUGAAGUUUGUAGACCGUUAUAACCGAAAGAGGCAAGAGGAAAGUGGAAGGUUUGGCUUAAGUGAAAAAAAUCGUAGAUUGACCUUAAUUAAAAAACAUUUUGGUGACCUUUUCGGAGCCGUGGAAAUUGUAACUGUUUAAAACUGUGGAAAUGGCUGUACAGGCUCGAUGCUUUGCAAUACUAAUUCAGUCUUGUGCACCAUGAUUAUUUAAGAAGUAGAAGGUAAUAAAUUACGGUACAUGCAUGUUUGAAGUUAAUGAAGAGAGAUUGACAUAUGUACUUAACUAACUUCAACCCCAGAAACUUCAGAGAAAGGUGUUAUAAAAAAGAUUUUUUUCUCCCAUAAUAUGGAGAUUUUGGUACUGUAGUUUGUAGAUGAAAAUGUACCUGUAGCCUUCUCUUUUACUGGAAAUUCCAAGUGUUCAGCUUUUUGUCUUAAGAUAACUUUGCUGUUUUAUCCGAAUCUUGUCAUAAAUAGGACAUAACAUUAAUUUUACUCCCUGCCUGGUUGGAGAGUCGGAAUUGUAUGUAUAUAGCUCCCUUGAUCCUCUCAUCAUUGUCAUCAUGUAAUGUCAGUAUCUCUAUCUCGCCUUUAAUUGGUUUAGUCUUUGAAUGUCCUUAAUUGAAUUCUAGCAAAGUCAUGCAGAGAAUUUUGUUAGCACAAUUCAUGUUAUUUGAAUAUGGAGCUAUUUUGCUAAUUAUGUUUUCACCUAUUUUCCUGUCAGAUUUGAUUUGUUAGCCGUCACCUGAUAAGGGCAUCUAUGUACAGAACUGAUACACAGGUUCCGUUUUUGGCAAAAUGUUUGACUAGUUUUACAAUACAGAACUUACUGAGUUUUCUGACUGUAGAUGAACUAUUUUGUAUCAGAUUCGCUGAAAGAAUUUAUGUACAGACAUGCAUAAUACAAGACGUCUGUUACGAUUGAUAGAUCCUUAUACAUGUAGAUAGUGAUUUCAUGAUUUCUCCCAGAAACAUUUGUGAGGGAUUGAAAAUGCAAGCAGUUUAGAAACGUUGCAACCAUCUUUGUUUGGGGAUUAGGAUUCUUUCAUAGAUAAAUAAAAAAGGAAGAAAAAAAAGCAGAGACGGUUUUUUCUGAAAAAAAAAUCGCCUUCCUCGAUUCAAGACCUGGACAAAGCAUUGUUCUGUUCUUGCGUUUUGAUUGAAUGCACAUUAUAAAUACAUGUUCAUUACACGUAUAUUAAAAAUAGAUUUUGCUUUUUUAUAGUCGGCCGUAUCCAGUGUAUCUGCUGAGCUUGUCAUGAAACUACACUAAUGUUAAUACGAUAAAAAUACAGCUACAGAGAUGGGUUCAAAGGAAAGACGGUUUCGUCAUAAAUAUAAACACUUGAUAGAAUCCUUGGAAUCGCUUUGUUAAUUUGAAAGACAUGGAAGGUUUGCCAUCCCUUUGCCUCCAAUUUGGUCCAUUCUUGUGUUUGAUUGAAUAAAAUUCUAUGUAUUGUUCAUUAACGAAUGCACUAUUCCUACAAACCCCCAAUUUAAUCAAUUGAUGUAUAAGCAAUCAUAUGCUGUAAUAAAUGAAGAGCGCUUUAUGUGUUCGUGGCUAUGCUAUACUUUCUGUAGGGUCUAAAACUUGUUUAACAGGGAGUGUAACAACCUCGACUCCUUAACUUGUCGCGAGAUGGUUUUAGUAGCGCUGAAUUUUGAGUCUCCGAGUAACCGAACUCGAAGCAAUUGUCCUUGCCCAAGUGCACGGACAAUUCAGACUUAAAAGAAGUCUUUGUUAGUAGUACGCUUUUGAAUGCGUUUGCUGCAGAAAAAUUACACUAUUUAUUUGAGCAAUAAUCGUCUAAUUUUUUUUCCAGAACAAUUCACGGUUACCCUGAUCCCUAUUGCUUGAAGCGAGUCAAGGAAGAUUUGGCGGCAAAAGGCAUCAUGUGACAGAGAUGAGGCAAAAUUCGGUGGACACAGAAUGCUUUGAAAGACAGCUACCAUGCAUCAGCAGAUUGAAGGCACUAUUGUGAAUUCACACAUUUAAUUUAACGAAUCGUAGAAUAUAAAUGUGUACAAACGAGGAAAACUUGAAUCAGUUUACUUCAUAAUAUUCAAAUGUUUACUAAGGUCAUCAGCUGAAGUUACAUCAGUUUAACAACAUCUGACAUCUUUAAUGAUGUACACGUAGCUAUAGUAGUUUAUUACAAGCAGUAAAAAAUAUGCAUAAUCGAGCUCCUCAGUAAUUGUAUGAAAAAAAGUCCAAAACAGAAGUUUGUGUCUCUUAGGUAUGAGUUAGGACAAAGGGGCACGCAACGGUCUUCAAACUGUGUUAUCAAACAUUUGAAAGUAAUUAAAAUUUGUUUGAUUCUAA